This is a messenger RNA of Osmerus eperlanus (European smelt), 1350 nucleotides long. RefSeq names its product potassium inwardly rectifying channel subfamily J member 1a, tandem duplicate 1 (gene kcnj1a.1). Gene Ontology annotation, biological process: potassium ion import across plasma membrane; regulation of monoatomic ion transmembrane transport. Lineage: Eukaryota; Metazoa; Chordata; Actinopteri; Osmeriformes; Osmeridae. The transcript has 2 exons. Gene Ontology annotation, molecular function: ATP-activated inward rectifier potassium channel activity. Bases 91 to 1209 code for a protein of 372 amino acids. Gene Ontology annotation, cellular component: plasma membrane. The record is from RefSeq and is a predicted model, not a curated record.
GAGGAAGAGCUUCCAAGAGGCCAGUCAAGGAUCUAAAGAGUUUAGACUCAUAGACUCAAACUCCAGCAGGCAGAUCCUGAAAGCCACACCAUGUUUGGGUUCAUGCAGAAGCGCCUCGAAGAACACCUAAUAGAACGGAGAAUUUGGAAGAACCGGUUGGUGACCAAAGAUGGCCACUGCAACAUCGAAUUUGGCAACGUAAAGUACAGCAACCACUUUGCCCUACUUGCAGACUUCUGGACGACCUUCAUAGAAGUCCGCUGGCGUUUCAUGAUCUUCUUCUUCGUCGCAUCCUUCACCCUGAGCUGGUUUAUCUUCGGGUUGCUGUGGUACUGGAUUUCCCGAAAUAACGGGGACCUGUUCUGGCAGGAACAUCUAGAUGAGCACUCUCCCUGCGUGGAGAACGUCUAUGGAAUGACCACUGCGUUCCUCUACUCCCUGGAAACCCAAACCACCAUUGGCUAUGGUGGCCGAGCCAUUACUCCCGAUUGCCCUGGGGCUGUGGCCCUGCUAAUCAUACAAUCUCUGAUCGGAGCCAUUAUUAACUGCUUCAUGUGUGGAGUAAUCCUCGCCAAGAUCUCCCUACCUAAGAAGAGGGCCAAGACCAUUAACUUCAGUGAGAUGGCCGUCAUCUGUCCAAAGAAUGGCACCCUUUGCCUGUCCAUUAGGGUGGCCAACCUUCGCAAGACCCUAAUGAUUGGGAGCCAGAUCUACGGCAAGUUGUUGAGGACAACCAUCACACCAGACGGAGAAACCAUUAUCAUGGACCAGGUGAACAUUGAUUUCAUGGUUGACGCUGGGAAGGACAAUCUCUUCUUUGUGUGCCCCCUCACACUGUACCACGUGAUUGACAAGGUCAGCCCUUUCUUUGACAUGGCGGUGGACACGCUGCACAAGCAUGAGUUUGAGCUUGUGGUCUUCCUGGAUGGCACAGCCGAGUCCACAAGCUCUGCUUGUCAGGUGAGAACCUCCUUCAUUCCCCAGGAGAUCAUGUGGGGUUACAACUUUAUGCCUAUCAUCUCCCGCAGCAAGGAGGGCAAAUACAAAGUGGACUUCUCCAACUUCUCCAAGGUGGUGCCAGUGGCGACUGCACACUGCGCCUACUGUUUCCAUGACAUCAAGGGAAACCACCAUCACUCCAUGACCGGAACUGACAACCAAGGCUUUGAAGUGAUUGAAAUCGAACAGCCCAACAACACCAAAAUGUGAUAUGUUUGUUUGGUACCAGUGUCACACAACAUGUGUCACAACGUAAUGUUAGGAAUAGAGUGAAUCAACUCUGGCUGAGGCAACAUAAAUGACCUGUUUGAGGGCCUAAAAGAUCACUAGACUGUCUAGUCUCUCCGUCGU